UAGCUCAUGUUUAUGCCAGCGAUAAAAAUAUAAUGGAAAUCUCAAGUACAUGGAUAAUAUAGUCAGCACUUGCUUUUUCCCCCCCAUUAUGUCUCUCUUAGUAACCAGAGCUAUCAAGUGUAAUAGGUAGGGAGACCAUAUGCUAUAUUAAAUAUUUGAUCCCUGCAGUAAUUCAUUUCUACAGCCAAAGUGACCUGAGGCAUGACACACAGCUUCUGCAGAAUCACUUAUUUUGGAACUGAGAUUCAGAAAAUGUGUGUUUGUUCGCUGUACUAACAUUUCUGAGAAAACACCUUUCACCCGAGUUCCAGUCAAGAAAAUUGAAUUUAACCUACCUUUUACCUUUUUAAUGACCCAAGAAAAAGGAGAAAAGUUAGAAAUGGCAAACCCUCAAGACACAUACAUGCAUACACCCUCUGUGACCAUCAUUCGUAGCCAUGAUGUCAGUUCUGUGCAAUUUAUUCCACUAUGUGACGUCCUUUUGCUAUUCUGUAAAACUGGGAAAUUGCUGCCAAUUCAGCAAAAAUACUUUCCCAGAUGUUCACACGUUGCAGACGGACAACACAAAGCCAUAAUUCCACAAAGCAAAAAAAACUUUGAUAAAAUGAAGGAAAGCUCAUCAUGUGCAGGUGCAUGAAAUUCCAGAGUGACUAUUCACUUCCCGCCACACUUCCAAAAGUUACUAAAUGGAAGCUGGACCUUACCAAAACUGAUGAUUGAAAAGCACUAAGCAGGUAAAUGUGAGCUCAGCUGCACUCUUAUUUACUUUUUGUAAAAAGCUUAGUUUAAGUGCUUGUGUUAAAGGGUGAGUUACGAGGGAGAUGCAUAUUUUCUUACUUAACUGGUAUAGUGGUAUAUAAGUUAUAAUAUAUUGGUUUAAAUUGUGUAAAAGUGAAAGAAACAAAUCACACAUGACUUCUGCUGCUGUAGAGCCUGUUUUAUAAGCAUAACAAAGACAUUUAGGAGAGUUUGGGAGUUGCAUAACAGAUGGUAGAGGGGUCAUGGGCAGGAAGUCUUUUGGUAGACAGGAAAGGCCUUUCCCCACCUUCCAUUAGCUGCAACAACACAUUAAAGCUGUGGACAGAGAAAGGGAGGGGUCACUAAGGUGAAGAGAAAAUGAUGAAGAGUGAUGUAGGUAGAAGAAGAGAGAGGUUAUUGGAAAAAUAGAUGUGGGCAGAGUGGAGACUUGCAGCAUGACAGCUGUAGCGGACACAAAGGCCAAACAACACAAGUUUGGGGGACUUCAGUGACGACUUAUGGAAUAUGCAGCGAAAAUUCCUAAUUCAUUUUAGGGAGACAGAAGAGGCAGAGAGCCCUAAACGCAGCAUCCGGGACAGUGGCUACAUUGACUGCUGGGACUCUGAGCGCAGCGACUCUCUCUCUCCGCCACGCCACGGGCGCGAGGAUUCAUUCGACAGCCUGGACUCCUUCGGAUCACGCUCAAGACAAACCCCGUCACCAGACGUCCUGGUCGCCCGCGGCAGCAGUGAUGGCCGUGGCAGCGACUCGGAGUCUGACGGCGCUCCUCACCGGAAGAUGCCAGAUGUUCGUAAGGAUGACAUGUUGGCACGACGGACGUCUGUCAGCGAGCCACGAACCGCCGUACCCUUUAACCAGUACCUGCCCAACAAGAGCAACCAGAGUGGAUAUCUGCCAACGCCACUACGCAAAAAGAGCAACGACAAAGAGGAGGGAGGACGCAAGAGCUGGAGUACCGCCACUUCACCUGUAGGGGGUGACAGACCUCUUAGUACUCCAGCUCGCUCGUGCUCAGAGGAAUUCUUCCACCAUUCGUCGACCCUAGCAGCAAAUGCCACGGCCGCCUCCGUGUUUCAAACGAGCCCCAUCAACACAGCUGGGAAGCAUUCACCUGUGACACACCAGGAGGAUGUCGCAAUAAGGAAAGGAGUUCCUGGUUCUCUGGUAGCUGCAGAUGCAAAAGGAGAUGAUAAACAGGCUUGUCAAAUACCGACCUCACCCAAAUGUAUCGUCACCCUGAGUCCGUCUAGCUUCCUUCCUGUGCCCACUGCCAUGGCAACCGCAUCAACAGAAACGACUGAUACGUGCCGGCAGAAGGGAAAGCCACAGACUGAAAUGGAUGAAGGCACGUCUUGGGUGGACAGCAGUCUUCCAGCAAAGAGUGUGAGUAUGAUCGACAUGCGUGGUGAGGAAGAAGCCACGUUACAGCCGCACAGUCAGGUGCGUCAUGAGCGGAUGCAUAACCAGUACAACAAAAUGAAGGAAGAGGAGGACCACUGGCAGGAUGACCUGGCCCGAUGGAAAAGUCGGAGGAGGAGUAUUUCCCAGGAUCUGAUCAAAAAGGAGGAGGAAAGGAAGAUGAUGGAGCGCCUGAUGUCAGGAGACACCUAUACCUCUCAGAGGAGAAGAAGCAUCAAGACCUAUAGGGAGAUAGUAGAGGACAAGGAGCGUCGUGAGGAGGAUCUACGGCAGGCAUACAAGAAAGCCAAAACUCCUGAGGAGGCGACUGCCAUUCUCCAACGUUACGCCCAGCGUUUCUCCAUAAGCGAAACAGUCCUCGAACGCCUGCAGCUGCCAAAGUUGUUGGACCGCAGCAUAUCCGCUGACCCCUCCUUCCCCACCUCACCUUUCCCACUCUCCCUCUCCCUGUCAGCCUCUCCCACGACACCAGACCCUUUCGAUUCUGACUUCAAUGGGCCCAUGAGGUAUCUGCGCCAGCAGUCUGCCCCGACUCCAAAGUUUACUUCUACAUUUGAGGCGCGAAUUGAGGAGUUUCCCAAAGAACCGUCCUCACACCAGCGGUCUCAGAUACGCUCUCGCUCCUCUGAACCGCCAUCAACCCGAGCCCUGUCACCCAAACCGGUGCCUUUGCUGAUGCCCAAGCCUUAUUUCCAGGUCCGACCUGCAGGAGGUGAAACUUGGAACAACAAGGUGGAUGGUUUGCUGCGAGUAAAUGGUAACGUUGGAAGUGACGAUGUUCCCACCACACCUGAGAGUCAAGGGAGGGACUCGCCUCCCCAUUUUCAGGCAUCCCCUUCCCAAAGCAAAAACAGCACUGUAGAUGGUGCUGUAGAUGUUCCCUUGUCAGAAACCUCACUCCCUCACAGUACCCACACCUCUUCUAGGGAAGGAAGUCCAGUGUCAACAAAGGCAAAGGAGACACAAGAUGUUACAGAGAUAGCUUCUGAGGACACUCAGGAGGUCCAGGAGGAGAAAGUCACUGAGUCAACACCACCCAGCCGGCCCACCUCACUCCCAUCAGAGCUGCAGAAGCCACAGGAAAGCUUUGGAAAGACUGGAAACCAGACAGCAGCUGCUUCAGAGGAAGAAAAGCCAAAUGCUGUAGCUCAUCAAAACCCACCUGCAGGUAAAGCCAAACAAGAACAAGAAAUGUCCAAACCAUCUAGUGAAGACCUCUCUAAUCUUGUCCAGUCUGGGGUUGAUAUACAGUCAUAUCAGCCAGCCAAUGAUCCCUGCUCCCAGGAGCUCUUACAGAGGUCAGAGAUGUCAUCAAGCUCGGCUCCACCAGGAUCAUCUGGUUAUCACCAGCAAUGGGGAACAAAAGCAGAGCUUGCAAACAGUGUCAGGUCUUCGUUGGCAACCAGCAGCCCUAAAUUACGCUGGGAGUUCUUCGCUCCUCAAGAAGAGGCGGAAAAGGAUCACCGUGGAAAUGUGUCAGUUCCGGUGUUACCCCAGGCCAAGCGGGGAGACCGCUGGUCUUGGGACCCGGAUGAGGAGCGAAAGCGUCAGGAAAGGUGGCAGCAAGAGCAGGAGCGCAUGCUGCAGGAGAAGUACCAGCGUGAGCAGGAGAAACUGAAGGAGGAGUGGGAGAAAGCACAGAAGGAGGUGGCAGAGGAGGAGAGGAAGUACCACGAGGAGGAGCGUCGGAUACUGGAGGAAACCGUGACGCCUCUGACGCCCCGCUCCUCCGCCCUGCCCUCCCCCAGUCGAGGUGAACUCUCCUCCAUCCCAACUGAUCCUCAGGACACUAUCGUUCGUUCUCUUGCUGACUGGGAACGUAAACAGGAACUGCUGGAGAGGCAGUCGAGGGAGAGCACAGAGAGCGUGGAUCUGAAACGGAGAGAAAAUGACCGGACUAGUGACAUCAGCACCGCUGAUGACAGCAUGAAAACAGCCAGAAGCUCAAUGAGUCAGAGCAGCAGUCAGGUGGAGAAAUUUGGUCACAGCCUACAGAAUGGCCAAAAGGUUCCUCCGGUGCUGGCCAAGUCUUCAACUCCAGUCAAGAAACAACAAGAACUCCCAGCAGACGGCAGCAAACCUCCAGGAGGACGAAGGAGUGGCCCUAUUGAUAAUAACAUGGGCCGCAGCUCAUCAAAAACCCCUGCAGCAUGCCCACCACCCUCUGACGCACUGCCUCCAGCACCCAACAGGUCUGUCAGUGGGAAGAAGCUGUGUUCCAGCUGUGGUCAGCCAUUAGGGAAAGGGGCUGCCAUGAUCAUAGAGACCCUCAGCCUCUAUUUCCACAUCCACUGCUUUAAGUGUGGCGUGUGUAAAGGACAGUUAGGCGAUACAACCACAGGGACGGAUGUCCGAAUAAAAAACGGCCUCCUCAACUGCCACCAGUGCUACAUCCGCUCCCGCUCUGCCGGACAGCCAACCACAUUGUGACGCUCGACUGACAAGCACAAGGUUCAAAGGAAGAACCCCCCCAUCCCUGUUUUAACCUGAUUAUCUGCAAAUCACGUCCUUCGCAGCGUGUCAGAAUCUUUGCAUCUUCUGCAGUUCGAUAACCAUUCAAGAUUCAUUAUGUGGCCCAAAUGUGGGGGAAAAAAAAAAUCUUCAUAUGUGUGUCAUCUGAUGCAUGAGUGAAAUCUGGAUUUGAUUGGUCCUCAUGCCACCACAGACUGUGUUUCAUCACGCAGCAGCGAGAAAAAGACUGCUCUGAGGCGGCAGCCAUGUUGAAAAGAAAACACAUCUGCAGAUGCUUCAAACACAGGUAGACUAUGUUGAUGCCCUGUACUGUCUGAAUGAACACACAAAAACAAACAAGGUGUUCAAAAAUGUGAAUUAUUGCCAGUAUAUUACAUCACUUUUUAUCGUUUAAGAGAGAUUUUCUUAAUUUGGAGGGAUAAGCAUCCAAAAACUGGAAAGAAUAUAGAUUAUGUGGUAAGGCAGCUAGGCAGACAGAGAGCCUAAACAGGUUUAAUCCAAAACACAUUAAUAAAUGUAUCCUCCUUCAGUUAAGUGAUAAAUUACAGCAAACAGAUAUAGAAAGUGCAAUAAAGGUGACUAUUUAGACUCAAAUACAAUAUAGAGCAAGCCACUAUUUUUAUCCUUUGGCCCUUGCAGUGACCUCCAGUGUCUCUUUUUCUUUACAGAAUAAAAUUAGCUUCGAGUAUAAAGACAUAGUAUGGAUGUAGGUUCAUCAUUAGGGCAAUAACAGAACUUAAAAGCUGGUUUUGUGCUUUUGGGUCACAGCAGGUUGUUCCUCUUCCAAUCUAUCAGCUUGGAAAGUCAAGACUUCAAUGUGCCUUAGGAAAGCAAGGUGAUGCAGGAAAAAACACCAGCUGUAUGAUGGUGUUUUAUUUCUCCUUUAUUUUAUGUUGUUUUAUUUUAUUUUGUUGGAGGGAUCUGGCCAAAUUUUAAACUGCAGACAAGAAGGCUGCAGCUCUCCCUCACAUCACGCUUUAUUUUAGUUGAUAAGUACUGUUUAUUUUCACUCAAAUUUGAUUUCAUAAUUCCCCCGCCUCCCUUCCUCUGUGGUUUGCAGUGCUAUAAAAAAUGCAAAGACUGGAAUAAAAUGAAAUAAAGCGUGUGAUGUCUACUUGGUAAAAGACAGAUUAUGUAUACUGCAGGGGGAAAUUUCAUUUAAUUUGGAUGUUUUAUUCUAGAGUGAUAUAGACUUCUCUAUGCUUUUAAUUGAGGUAAUUUUGAUAAUGGCUCAAUGAUAGAAUUCAUUUAUACCUUGAAAAUUAAAAAAAAAAAAAUCACUAAUACACGUUAUUACUAGGUAAAGAGCAAAAAUACUAUAAACAUAUACCAGCAGCAGCUGCACCUGUGCAAUAUUUGGUUGGAUGAAAACUAAAGAUUUGUGGCGCUGGCUGCACAUUUUCAGUCACUUGCUUCUUUUUUAAGGUGUAUGAGAAGAGCUCUUCCUGUUAUGUGUUGUGGAUGUAAUGAAAAAAAGUGCACGUUUAAGCCUAAAACCAAAUGAUUUGCUGUAUGAAAGCAAACUAGCAAACAGCCUCCUUUUUCUCCUCCUGAACUGUGUCCUAUAGCCAAGCUUCCCCUCUGGGGUCAUCUCUUGAUCUACAGUAUUUUUAAACUUCUGUUAUGAUUGUGUAUUUUUUUUUCUCAAUUUAGUUAACGAAUAAUUGUCAAGCCCAGUCUCUUAUAGCGGGAUCUUUGAGACGGAGCUCUAUAUUCAGACGGUCAUCUUAUCGCAGGAUAGUUGGGGAAUGAAACCUUUUACGUCUGUUCUGUAUUUAUUGUAAUAUUCACCUGAGCACUAUGCGAAAUAUAGAUUAAUUUGAUGUUUAAAUGCAUUUGCAUUUAUAGCAUACUGUAUGUUUAUAAAUAAAAUGUUAUACAUUAA
Messenger RNA from Haplochromis burtoni (Burton's mouthbrooder), 6535 nucleotides. Its product is annotated as LIM and calponin homology domains-containing protein 1. Bases 1264 to 4608 code for a protein of 1114 amino acids. The record is from RefSeq and is a predicted model, not a curated record. Gene Ontology annotation, biological process: regulation of focal adhesion assembly; positive regulation of stress fiber assembly. Gene Ontology annotation, cellular component: stress fiber. NCBI's taxonomy places the organism in Eukaryota, Metazoa, Chordata, Actinopteri, Cichliformes, Cichlidae. Gene Ontology annotation, molecular function: myosin II head/neck binding. The transcript is spliced from 22 exons.